AUGGGAAUCGAUGUCAAGAAGAAGGUGCUUAAACGCAAAUUGAAACAAAUGAAAGAAGGACAUCAGAAGAAAACGAAGAAAAUUGUAGAAGAAGAAGUUUUGAAAGAGGAAGACAGUGAUAUCGAAGAAGAUGAGGUAAUUAUUUUUAACCACAUUCAUAUUCAAAAAAUUGAAUGUUUUAGGUCGAAACAAGUGAAGCUCCAAAAAUUAAUGAAGAUUCGACAAAAGUUUCUGAUUUCUUAACACAAACAACAUUUGCUUCGCUUUCUGGAAAAAUAAGCACUUCUCUUUUGAAUUCUGUCGAGAAAAUGGGAUUCAAAACAAUGACUGAAAUUCAAGCAAAAAGUAUUGAUCCACUUUUGGAAGGAAAAGAUGUUCUAGCAUCAGCUAAAACAGGAUCAGGUAAAACUUUGGCAUUUUUGUUGCCAGCUAUCGAAUUGUUGCACAAACUUGGAUGGAAACAACACAAUGGAACUGGUGUUAUUAUUGUAUCACCAACUAGAGAAUUAUCAAUGCAAACUUAUGGAGUUUUAUCGGAAUUAUUGGAUGGGUCAAAUCUUUCAUAUGGUUUAGUAAUGGGAGGAUCAAAUAGAAGUGCUGAAAAAGAUAAAUUAGCCAAGGUAAUUUUUUGUAAUUCAUGAAGUUUGAGGAAUUAAUUUUAAUUUUUCAGGGUGUUUCGAUUCUUGUUGCAACUCCAGGUCGUCUUUUGGAUCAUCUUCAAAACACUGACAAUUUCCUUGUUCGAAAUUUGAAAUGUCUUGUUAUCGAUGAAGCUGAUCGUAUUCUUGAUAUUGGAUUCGAAAUCGAAAUGCAACAAAUUUUGAGACAUCUUCCAAAACAAAGACAAUCUAUGCUUUUCUCUGCAACACAUUCACCAAAAGUUGAUGAAUUGGUUAAACUUGCAUUGCAUUCAAAUCCUGUUAAAGUAUCGGUUAAUGAAAAAGCUGAAGAAGCAACUGUGGAAGGAUUGCAACAAGGAUAUGUUGUAACACCAUCUGAGAAAAGAUUAUUGUUAUUGUUUACAUUUUUGAAGAAAAAUAAAACAAAAAAGGUGAUCAUUUUGUAUUUACUAAUUGUUUUUAAUUAAUUAAGUGUUUUCAGGUUAUGGUGUUCUUUUCAUCUUGUAAUUCAGUCAAAUUCCAUCACGAAUUAUUGAAUUAUAUUGAUAUUCCAUGUAUGUCAAUUCAUGGAAAACAAAAACAACAAAAAAGAACAACAACAUUUUUCCAAUUUUGUCAAGCUGAAAGUGGAAUUCUUCUUUGUACUGAUGUUGCUGCAAGAGGUUUAGAUAUUCCAGCUGUUGAUUGGAUUGUUCAAUUUGAUCCAACUGAUGAACCAAGAGAAUAUAUUCAUCGAGUUGGUCGAACUGCAAGAGGAGCUGAUGGAAGGUUCAUUUUUAAACUGAAUUUUUGAAGAAAAAAAAUGUAUUUUUUUUUCAGAGGAAAAGCAUUAUUGAUUCUUCGACCUGAGGAACUCGGAUUCUUGAGAUAUCUCAAAGCAGCUAAAGUAACACUGAACGAAUUCGAAUUCUCGUGGGCCAAGGUAAUUCUUUCUGUAUGCAUUUUUUCAAAUUAACUUCUGAAUUUUUUAGGUUGCCAACAUUCAAUCGCAACUCGAAAAUUUGAUUGCUAAAAAUUAUUAUUUGAACAAAUCAGCAAAAGAAGCAUACAAAUGUUAUUUGAGAGCUUAUGAUUCACACUCUUUGAAAGUAAGUUUUUAUUUUUUUCCCAAGAUUUGCUGUUUUUUGUUUUCAAUUUUAAUUGUUUGAUCUCGUUAGAAUUUCUCGGGUCUCAAGGGUCUCUUCUAGUCAAAUUCCGAUAAAUUAUCGUAUCCGCAUGACAAAGUGCAAUACUCUCAAAGAAUUCUUGUUUGAAACAUCAUAAUUUUCUGCAAAAAAAGGUCGAGUGUCAAUUUCCGGAAAUUGACUAUAAUCUGGCUACAAGUUUUCUAAGUGUUAUGUUAUUGUUGUUGUUUUUUAGGACCAAUUGAGACAAAUUUACCUGUUUUUCAAUUUCUAAAAAAUAUGAAAUUCGAUUAAAAAUUAAAACUAGAAAAGUUCAAUUAUUUUCAGGAUAUUUUCGAUGUGACAAACAUGGAUCUAACAGCUGUUGCAAAAUCAUUCGGUUUCACUGUUCCACCAUUUGUUGAUCUCCCAAUUAGUAACAAACCAAAAGUUGAAGUUCGCUCAAAAUUGUCUGGUGCCGGAUAUCGAAAGAAGAAACAAGCGUUCACUUUUAAAACUAAAAAAUAA
Molecule: messenger RNA, 2251 nt
Organism: Caenorhabditis angaria
Lineage: Eukaryota; Metazoa; Nematoda; Chromadorea; Rhabditida; Rhabditidae
Source: the annotation of a GenBank genome assembly